Nylanderia fulva is the source of this 1924-nucleotide messenger RNA. RefSeq lists its product as uncharacterized. The record is from RefSeq and is a predicted model, not a curated record. Lineage: Eukaryota; Metazoa; Arthropoda; Insecta; Hymenoptera; Formicidae.
CGGACGGCGCCCAAAAUGGUCGGCGUCGUGUCUCGUCGCACCUGGCGCGCCGGGACCUCGUCACAGCGGCUCAUCGAUCAUAAUCCUGCGCUGCUCCGAAGACGGGACGCGGAUUUACCGGCGCACUUCCUCGCAUGCCACGCACGGCGUGACACAAAGACGGGACGCGUGACUCGACCCCGGAUUUUCGACUCGGGAUCGCGAGGAAGGAGGUGGCGCGCGAGCGAAGGGAAAAUCCGCGAGAAACGUCAAACGCGGGCACCGGAGGACGCGACGCUCCCGAUCCGCCUCGCACUUUUCAAAUUCGCGUAGAGCACCUCGCACGCCGAUUCGAGUGUUGCUGACGCGUGCGCGUGCGCACGAGGAGCGACGCGAAGCUAGUCGCACGCGUGACUGCCAACUUGGGAGUGAGAAACGACCACCUGCCAUCUGUCGGCGCGCCGCGGAGCUAAACGCGCGUCACGUGAUCAGCUGAUCGCGGUGCAACGUGUUCCUCUAUUUAUUAUCCGCAAUAUUUGUGUAAAUAUAUAUAAAAAAAAAAUAAAAAUUGCAGAAGCAUUCUCGUUUCUGUCAUCUAAGUGACAUUUGUAUUCUCUGCCAUCUAAUUUUUAUUAUCACUAAAAUAAAAGGAGACAUAUUUUGAGGUUAUAAGACUGAAUUGUUUGGAAAUAUUUUGGAGUGACAAGUAUACUGAUGCAACCAAGGUUAUGGGGAGGGCAUGUUGCAUCUUGGGAUGCCCUUCGGGCGGAGACGCCCCGUCUCAUCAGAUACCUAAGAAUCCAAUUCUCUUUCAAAAAUGGAAGAACAUGAUCUACUCUGAAAAGAUUCAACAUCUGACCGAUGAGCAGAUAAGCAAAUGUGCUGUGUGCUAUCGGCACUUUGCAGAUGAGGAUUACCUAGUGACGUUCAGAGUCAGAAAAUUGAAGCGCGGCAUCGCACCUUCUUUAAAUCUGCCGAACAAAUCUACCACUAAUAAUUUCAGGUCUAAUACUGUUAAGAUAGAAGUGGAAACUGAAAUGGAAACACUCGAUGGGGAUAACUCGACAAGCAUGUUUAUUGAAAAUCUGAAAAUUGAAAGGCAAGCUGAAACAGAAGUACCGGAAAUUGCAUUGUUUGAAGAUAUUCCAGAAGAGGUUGAAUCCUACUUCCCCAAACAACUGCAACAAAUUUCAUCGGAUCAGCAUAAUGUAAAACAAACCAAUUCAACAGCAGAAGCAUUUAAAUUAUGUCGCAGAAAAAGAGCAUUGAGGAGAAAACAAAGGAAACUAAUGCCCGAAAAUUUAGUAUUGUUACGACUUAAAAAACAAGCCGAACAAUAUGAAAAAACACCUACAAUACAAAAACUAUUAUCGUUUUUAACACCUGCUGAAGUAGCAUCUAUUAAAGCCAAGAUACGCACAUCAAGAUACUCGCCAAGAGUUUAUGUUAGAUUAUAUUAUGACAUUGCUAAGAAGCAGGCUCUUGAUCAAUUGUAAAAUUUGUUAAUUUGAGAUAAAUUUAUAAAAUGAAUUAUAAAUUGAUUCAUAAAUUGAAAGGAUAUGAGAGAAAUUAAGAUGUGCAACCUAUUAUCUCAAUAUUUUUGCACAUAUAAUGAGAAAUGAAGACAUGUUAUAAAUUACAAGUAUGACUGACAAUUAUAACAAACAAAAUAUCGCAUUUACAGAAGUUCAUAGGUCGAUUGAAAAAAUCAAUUCCACAUAAUAACAUAACGAGUACCAUCUAUUAUAAUUGAAGAAUAAUAAACAUUCUGGACGAUUUUGCUACGUAACAAAGUCGCAAAUCCUAUUAAACAUUCUUCUCUAAACAGACGGAAAAGGUACGAGCGAAAACGAUGCUAGGUAAUCGUUCGAGGGUUGUAUCGACACAACGAUGGUUUUACUGUAUUUUUAAAAACGAAUACAUGAAAUAUACAUUUAUAAUUAUA